UUGACGUUGAUGGCGGCUUUCAUUGCUAGCAUCUAGCAGAUUAUUCACUGUCUAUCUGUGAUAAUUUGUACAACCCAAGGGCGCUAGAAGCUGUGGUUUGGACGGGUUGAAGCCCCAGCACCUUCAAAAUUAUGUGGUGGUUGGAAGUGAUUCUGGAAGGAUAGUUAUCCUUGAAUACAUACCUUCAAAGAAUACUUUUGAGAAGGUUCAUCAGGAAACAUUUGGUAAAAGUGGUUGUCGCCGUAUUGUUCCAGGCCAGUACUUAGCUGUUGACCCCAAAGGUCGUGCUAUUUUGAUUGGUGCUGUGGAAAAACAGAAGUUAGUUUAUAUCCUGAACAGAGAUGCUGCAGCUCGCCUGACUAUUUCAUCUCCUCUUGAGGCUCACAAAUCUCACACACUGGUCUAUCAUACUGUGGGAGUUGAUGUUGGGUUUGAGAAUCCAAUGUUUGCUUGUUUAGAGAUGGAUUAUGAGGAUGCAGAUACUGACCCCACUGGGGAAGCUGUACACACCACUCAACAAACACUGACAUUUUAUGAACUAGAUCUGGGUUUGAACCAUGUGGUGCGCAAAUAUAGUGAACCUCUGGAAGAACAUGGCAACCUUCUCAUUGCAGUACCUGGUGGAAAUGAUGGGCCAAGUGGAGUGUUGGUUUGCUCUGAAAAUUAUAUCACAUACAAAAAUUUUGGGGAUCAGCCAGAUAUUCGCAUGCCCAUACCACGAAGAAAGUAUGAUCUGGAUGACCCGGAACGUGGAAUGAUCUUUGUGUGUUGGGCAACUCACAAGACCAAGUCCAUGUUCUUCUUCUUGGUGCAAACAGAACAAGGUGACAUUUUCAAGGUUACCAUGGAAAUCGAUGAAGACAUGGUCACAGAGAUCCGUUUGAAGUACUUUGACACAGUACCAGUUACUACUGCCAUGUGUGUGCUCAAAACAGGUUUCCUUUUCACUGCCUCAGAGUUUGGAAAUCACUAUCUGUAUCAGAUUGCACAUCUUGGUGAUGAUGAUGAUGAGCCUGAGUUCUCCAGUGCAAUGGAGCUUGAGGAGGGGACCACUUUCUUCUUUUCUCCAAGAGGUCUUAAGAAUUUGGUUCUUGUGGAUGAACUUGAGAGUUUAGCUCCAGUAAUGUCCUGCCAGAUUGCUGACUUGGCCAAUGAAGACACUCCUCAGCUGUAUGCAGCCUGUGGCAGGGGACCUCGCUCAUCAAUGAGAGUCUUGAGGCAUGGUUUGGAGGUUUCCGAAAUGGCUGUAUCAGAGCUGCCAGGUAAUCCCAAUGCUGUUUGGACAGUCAAGACACAUACUCAAGAUGAAUUUGAUUCAUACAUUGUGGUGUCUUUCAUAAACGCUACCUUGGUGUUGUCUAUUGGAGAGACAGUCGAGGAAGUCACUGAUAGUGGUUUUCUUGGUACCACACCCACUCUAUCCUGCUCACAGCUUGGUGAAGAUGCUCUCUUACAGGUUUAUUCUGAAGGCAUCCGCCACAUAAGAGCUGACAAGCGUGUAAACGAAUGGAAAACCCCAGGAAAGAAGACAAUUGUGAAAUGUGCUGUGAACGAGAGACAAGUUGUCAUUGCUUUGACAGGAGGAGAAAUUGUUUAUUUUGAAAUGGAUCCGUCCGGCCAACUAAACGAGUACACUGAACGAAAAGAAAUGUCCUCUGAUGUACAGUGCAUGGCUCUCGGGACGGUUCCCUCGGGAGAGCAGCGCUCUAGGUUUCUAGCCAUUGGUCUCAGUGACAACACUGUGCGGGUGAUAUCCCUUGACCCGCAGGACUGUCUACAGCCACUUAGUAUGCAGGCGUUGCCUGCCAUGCCUGAGUCACUGUGUAUUGUGGAGAUGGGUCUAGAGAGUGAAUCUGGAAGACUGGGUGGACUCUUUCUCAACAUCGGACUCUCGAAUGGCGUUCUUCUUCGAACAGUGUUAGAUUUAGUCACCGGAGAUCUCUCUGAUACCAGAACAAGAUAUCUUGGUUCAAAAGCUGUGAAGUUGUUUAAAGUUCGAAUGCACGGGUCAGAUGCGGUUCUAGCAAUGUCAAGUCGAUCAUGGUUGAGUUAUUCGUACCAGUCCAGAUUCCAUCUUACUCCACUGUCAUACGAAACGUUGGAAUACGCAUCCAGCUUCUCCUCCGAACAGUGUCCUGAGGGAAUUGUAGCCAUCUCUGCUAACACGCUGAGGAUUUUAGCCCUCGAGAAGCUGGGCGCAGUGUUUAAUCAAGUGGCAACUCCCUUGCGGUACACCCCAAGGAAAUUUGUCAUCCACCCCCAGAGUAACAAUUUAGUUAUCAUAGAAAGCGAUCAUAAUGCUUUCACUGAUACAGCUAAGGAAGAAAAGAAGCAGCAAAUUGCCGAGGAAAUGGUCGAGGCUGCUGGUGAUGAUGAGAAGGAGCUUGCAGCACAAAUGGCGGCUGAGUUUCUGAAUGAGGAUCUCUCUGAGCUGCAGUUUGGUGCUCCGAAAGCAGGACCUGGAAUGUGGGCAUCUUGUUUGAGAAUGCUGGACCCUAUAAAGGGCGAAACAGUCGACGAAGUCCGCUUGGAUCAGAAUGAAUCUGCAGUCAGUGUGUGUGUUUGUAACUUCACGUGUCGCCCAGACGAAACAUACGCAUUAGUUGGCACAGCUAAGGAUCUCUCACUUAACCCACGAUCAUGCGCAGGGGGCUUCAUUCACACGUACAAAAUAGCUGAGUUGAUUGAUGGGGGAUAUAAACUGGAGUUUGUCCACAAGACGGAAGUUGAUGAUAUUCCAGGAGCGCUGACUCCUUUUCAGGGACGCCUUUUAGCUGGGGUAGGACGACUGUUACGAAUCUAUGAUCUCGGAAAAAAGAAGCUCCUUCGCAAAUGUGAAAACAAGAAAUUGCCCAACUUCAUUAUGGGUCUGAACACAAUGGGAACCCGAGUAGUCGUGAGUGAUAUUCAAGAGUCUUUUCACUUUGUUAAGUUCAAGGCUCGGGAAAAUCAUUUGGUUAUAUUUGCGGAUGAUGUAAAUCCAAGGUGGCUAACCUGCUGUUGUUACUUAGACUACGACACUGUUGCAGGCGCUGACAAAUUUGGUAACGUCUUCGUGGUUCGCCUCCCGUCCAGCAUAAGUGAUGAGGUUGAUGAAGACCCUACAGGUACUAAAGCAUUCUGGGAUCGUGGGCUCUUAAACGGUGCUCCCCAAAAGGUGGAGACGCUGUGUAACUAUCACGUCGGUGAAACAGUCCUGUCGUUGCAAAAGGCCACUUUGAUCCCCGGAGGGUCCGAGUCGUUAGUUUUCACCACCCUGUCAGGAGGUAUUGGUAUGCUGGUGCCGUUCACAUCAAGAGAGGACAUUGACUUUUUCCAGCACCUUGAGAUGCACUUGCGCGCUGAGCAGCCGUCCCUGUGUGGCCGCGAUCAUCUGUCGUACAGAUCUUACUACAUGCCAGUCAAGAGCGUGAUUGAUGGAGAUCUCUGUGAAUUUUUUAAUUCUUUGGAUUCUUCUAAACGACGCAACAUUGCCGAAGAACUCGAUCGUACUCCAGCCGAGGUGUCCAAGAAGCUUGAAGAUUUGAGAACACGUUACGCUUUUUAGGAGUGGAAAGAAAAACCAGCAAUCUUACGACGGAGAUUGAUUUUUGUAGCAGCUACAAGCGGAAAUCGGUAGUUUUUGGAGACGUUUGGCGAGACACGAUGUUCUUUAAAAUUGUCUUCUUUCACUUUUGUAUCAAAAACGAGUCAUAUGCGGUGAACAUGUAUUUUUUAGUGAGCUCAUUCAAGAUCCAAGCCGCUUUACGAACUACUCCUUGUAUGAUUGAAUAGUAGCUGUAGAAAUAUUUUGUUUGUAACCCUGCCUUGAUGUAAUGUACAUUAUUCAUUUUAGCACUAAAUUGAUUUUGUUAAAUUUUGUCCAGACUGCUUGAUCUCAAUUGCUCUUUUCCGAAGCAUAGAUGCCAUCAAAGUAACAGGUAGAAACUUUGCAUACUAGUUAUUAUACCUGUGUACACUAUGAAAAAAAGAGAUUAAGUUUAAACGUC
Messenger RNA from Pocillopora damicornis (cauliflower coral), 3989 nucleotides. RefSeq names its product splicing factor 3B subunit 3. Gene Ontology annotation, molecular function: nucleic acid binding; protein binding. NCBI's taxonomy places the organism in Eukaryota, Metazoa, Cnidaria, Anthozoa, Scleractinia, Pocilloporidae. The record is from RefSeq and is a predicted model, not a curated record. Gene Ontology annotation, cellular component: nucleus.